Molecule: messenger RNA, 1573 nt
Organism: Coffea eugenioides
Lineage: Eukaryota; Viridiplantae; Streptophyta; Magnoliopsida; Gentianales; Rubiaceae
Product: vegetative cell wall protein gp1-like
Exons: 4
Coding region: 205-1131 (308 amino acids)
Source: RefSeq, a predicted model, not a curated record
AUGUGAAAGUGGAUGUAACCGAGUUGACUGAUUAAAAUAGCACGACUUGGUAUAUAAUAUUAUACUACUUUAAGACUAUUAUUCUCUUUAAAGUUUUUCUUCUACAUUAAUUUUUGCCAAUUCUUUCUUGAUCAAUUGGGAGUUCGGUGACAAUCAGUCUUGAUCAGUUUUUCCAAGUCAACUCCCGAGUAAGCUUCAUCGAUCAUGGUGGGAGCACCCCUCCCUUUCCACGGAAAUCAAGCCCAGCCCUAUGGGGCCACUGGUAAUGUGAACGAGAAUCCAGAUUCUGCAGCAAAGCAUACACCACCAGCGCAAAUGUAUGCAACACCAAACGCUACGAUUUCCACUCUCUUGCCAUACGAUGGCGGCUUACCUCCUCCUGCAGCAGCUAAUCCUUACCCAGGCACCAAUGCCGCCUAUCCAGGAGCACCAUCUCCAAGCAUAAAUGCCCCUCCAAAUCCACCUCCUGCAAAUCCUCAUCCUCCUACUUCAGCAGCUCCGUCCCCUUUCCCUGGAUUCCCUCCAAAUUCAGGUCCAAAUCCCAAUCCAAAUCCAAAUCCGUCACCAGCUUACCCUUCCCCUCAGUCAUCUACCUAUCCUCCAGCGCCAACUACUUCGGCCCCUUACGCCCCACCUCCUCAAUCAUCAGGCUAUCCUCCAGCGCCAACACCUUCGGCCCCUUACGCCCCGCCUCAAUCAUCUGGCUAUCCUCCAGCGCCAACACCACCGGCUCCUUACACUCCACCCCAAUCAUCAAGCUAUCCUUCAGCCCCAACACAGCCAGCUCCUUAUACUCCACCUCAAUCAUCAAGCUAUCCUCCGGCGCCCCAAUCAUCUGGCUAUCCUCCAGCACCAUCACCUCAAUCUUCUACUUAUCCUCCGCAGCCAGCUCCAGCAACACCUUACACUCAGUCAACUGCUGGGCUUCCCCAGCCCUGUCCACCAACAGGUUAUCCUCCGCAUCCUCCUCCUGGUGCCCCAAGUGGUUAUCCCUCAGUAAUUCCUCCAUCAGGAACCUUUCCUCCGCCUCCAUCUUCACAGUACUAUCCCCAGACUAAUUCUUCACCGCCAGGAACAUAUCCACCACCUCCAGCUCCAGCUGGUGGAUUUUACCCCCCGCGACCGUAUUAGUUUCUCAAAUAGAGCCUCACGAGAUUGAGAAAUGUGGUAUCCAAGAAGACAAAUGGAUAGACCCUUCAUGUUCAUAUAGUCGGUGCAUGAGUAAUUUGCAGUUAUGGCGACGACUAAUUAAGCCUUUCUUCUUCUUCUUUCCUAUAUUUAAGUACACUCUUUAUUCUUCCUCGAAAUCAGAAUAAUAGAAUGGUUUUGUUAGCUUAGAUUGUUUGGCGGGCUGGUUUUAUUGGCAAAGAGAAAACAUCUUCCUAAUCUGCUUCUUUUUCAUGAAUUUAUCAUGAACAAUUAGGAGAUCAAACGAGUUAGUUGUAAUCAGCUUCAUAAAAAUAUUUUGUUGCUUUCAUUUUUAGUGUUGAGAAUUUGCUUAUUCCUUUCUUCUUUGACUUAUGAGAACGAUCAACUUCAAGUCAUGAUGAAAUUGAUACUAAUUUAGGUUUGA